This is a messenger RNA of Drosophila subpulchrella, 821 nucleotides long. RefSeq lists its product as uncharacterized. The transcript has a single exon. Bases 78 to 752 code for a protein of 224 amino acids. NCBI's taxonomy places the organism in Eukaryota, Metazoa, Arthropoda, Insecta, Diptera, Drosophilidae. The record is from RefSeq and is a predicted model, not a curated record.
ACCCGCUCUGAAACUGUCACCUCUAAUAGCAUGUGUGGAGCACCAUAAAUUCGGAGAAAAAUAACAAAACAACCGAAAUGAAACAGAAUAAUAAUACGAUUUCGAAACACCGGAAAGAGCUGCAAAAUCGCUCCAAAACCUGGGGCACGAAAAAAUUCAAGCCCAAGAAGUACGAUAAACCGUUCGUGCCGCCCGUGCCAGAGGCCACCGCGAAACCAUGGCAGCACGUGAAGAACGACAUCAUUGACGACUCCGAGGAUCGUGGACAACUCGAUGUGGACAACGAGGACGCCAAGAAAUUCAUGCAGCAGCGGGAGCAGAACCACCGGCGAAACAUCAUAGAAGCCAACCGAUCGGAGGCCACCAAAUGGGAGUCUUUUGACGAGGAUCAGAACGCACCCUCCACUUCCAAGAAGGAACGACCCAAGAAAGGUGGUGCGUCGUCGCAGGAGAAAUCCCGAUUGUGGCAGUGCGACUUUUCCAAGGGAGAAUUUCCCACGGCCGUUAAGAAUUUCUCAUUCAAGGAGCGCGACUUUUACAGGAGAAAGCUCACGUUGGGCGUAAAGGUAUCGGAGCGCCAUGCAGACCUUCGGUCUGCCAUAAGUGAUUUGAAAAGACACCCGACUAUUAUGCAGAAGUCCAAAGGAAAGGAAAGCAAUCCCUUCCAGAAAAUGCUCGAUAACAAGGAAGGCACUUCAAAGAAAAAAAGGCAAAAUGGCGACAAUCCAUUUCGCAAGAGGAAUGAAAAAUAAUCAUAAAUGUCAUUUAACAAUAUGAUCUAAACAAUAAAAUUUAAGAACUGCUAGCCCUGCUAAAAAAAA